GGGCCUAGGGCUCGGACCGGGGUGCUUCCCAAUCCCUGCACCGGCAGGAGAUGCGAGGGUCAAGCGCCGGCCGAGAAGGUGUCCUCACUCCGCAGGGACCAGGUCGCCGUGCAGCUCUUUGGAAGCUCUUGAAAAAUAAAUCCCCCAACUCAUUUUGCACUUUAAUGCGUUUGGAUUAUUUUUUAUUUUAACGUCAGGCUCUGAAAGCUCAGAGCCCUUUAGAAUGUCUUUUCUAAAUGGAUCCCAGCCUUCUCUGGCCGAAUCAGUUCAUAGAAUAUCUUUUCAAUAAGGAAGAAACCCUCCCUUGGUCAUUGGCCAGAUCUCAGGGUCUUUAGUACCUGAGUAUUUAUUUAUUUCUUGCAGCGACACUUCAGGCAUUUGGGCUUAUUUCUGUCUUUUCCCUCAUCUCUCAGCUCUCUCUCUCUCUCUCCUCUCCAAGAAUGAAACAUGACUGAGGACUCUCAGAGAAACUUCCGUUCAGUAUAUUAUGAGAAAGUGGGGUUCCGUGGGGUUGAAGAAAAGAAGUCAUUAGAAAUUCUCCUAAAAGAUGACCGUCUGGAUAUCGAGAAACUCUGUACUUUCAGUCAGAGAUUCCCCCUACCGUCCAUGUACCGGGCACUGGUGUGGAAGGUGCUUCUAGGAAUCCUGCCUCCACACCAUGAGUCCCACGCUCAAGUGACGCAGUAUCGCAAGGAGCAGUACUCUGACGUUCUCCGCGCCCUCAGGGUCGUCCGCUUCGUCAGUGACGUCACGCCCCAGGUCGAAGUUUAUCUCCGCAUGUAUCAGCUGGAGUCUGGGAAGCUGCCUCGCAGUCCGUCCUUUCCGCUGGAGCCAGAAGAUGAAGUCUUCCUUGCCAUUGCUAAAGCCAUGGAGGAGAUGGUGGAGGACAGCGUCGACUGUUACUGGAUCGUCCGCUGCUUUGUGAACCAGCUAAAUAACAAGUACCGGGACUCUUUACCCCAGCUGCCAAAGGCUUUCGAACAGUACUUGAACCUGGAGGACAGCAGACUGCUGAGUCAUCUGAAGAUGUGCUCUGCGGUGCCCAGGCUUCCCUACGAGCUGUGGUUCAAGAGGUGCUUCGCGGGGUGCCUGCCCGAGUCCAGCUUACAGAGGGUUUGGGAUAAAGUGGUGAGUGGAUCCUGUAAGAUCCUCGUUUUUGUGGCUGUGGAGAUUUUAUUAACCUUUAAGAUAAAAGUAAUGGCACUGAACAGUGCAGAGAAGAUAACGAAGUUUCUGGAAAACAUCCCCCAGGACAGCUCGGAUGCCAUCGUGAGCAAGGCCAUCGACUUGUGGCACAAGCACUGCGGCACCCCGGUGCAUUCAGCCUGAGCGUUCCCGACGGCCACGGAGUCUGCGGGGCCUGCCCGAGCACCUUGCUCUCGGCCUGGCUCUGCUUACAGGGUGGAGAGCAGUCUUCUCGCUUCGGUGCUCCAAGUGUAAUUUUCUUCUGCAGUAGAAUCAUUGCACUGAGAAGCCUGGCGUUGCUGUGCAGUGGAGCAGCGUGCUCAGUGGCACAGAUGCGCACAGCUCACCCCUCCAGGACACUAGGGAAGGGCGUCGGCCUAGGAGGUGGGCGUGCACCGACCAGCCGUGCAUAACCGAGCCUGCCCCGCCUUCUCUCCAAUUAGCACCAAGCUAGUUACUGGUUUCUUGUUCUAUUUCUGGAAUAAAGAGCCACUUCCUUUGUUGACACCUCGAA
Tupaia belangeri chinensis (Chinese tree shrew) is the source of this 1699-nucleotide messenger RNA. It is a transcript of the gene TBC1D7, whose product is annotated as TBC1 domain family member 7. Gene Ontology annotation, biological process: negative regulation of TOR signaling; activation of GTPase activity. The record is from RefSeq and is a predicted model, not a curated record. Lineage: Eukaryota; Metazoa; Chordata; Mammalia; Scandentia; Tupaiidae. The coding region runs from base 448 to 1329 and encodes 293 amino acids. Gene Ontology annotation, molecular function: GTPase activator activity. The transcript has 8 exons.